Molecule: messenger RNA, 969 nt
Organism: Trichoderma breve
Lineage: Eukaryota; Fungi; Ascomycota; Sordariomycetes; Hypocreales; Hypocreaceae
Exons: 3
Coding region: 1-969 (322 amino acids)
Source: RefSeq, a predicted model, not a curated record
AUGAACAAGAACUGGAAUGACAGGGCAGAUAAAGAUCUGUUCUUCACCAUCUUGUCCGUCAAGAACAUAGGCGUUAUCAGUGGCGCAGAAUGGACAACCAUCGGCAAUCAUAUGCGCGGCCUCGGCUAUGGCUUCACCAAUGAAGGAUGCCGGCAACACUUUCAGGGUCUCAGGAGAGCACAAAACAAGGCCGAAGUGGAUGGAAGUCACUCUGAAAGUGCUAGAAGAGCUGACCCAACCUUGAAUCCCAUCACUAGAAGACCAGGGCCUGGCCGGGGACGCCCCAGAAAGUCACAGGCCCAGGAGUCCGAUCAGCCUGACGCAAAUACCGCUGAUAACUCUCCAACUGGUCUUGCUGCUGGCGUACCUACCACGGUUUCUACGGUUUCUACGGUUUCUACUGCUGUCCCGACGGUGCUUCCCGGAGCUGUCGUAUCCAGUCCUAUGCCAGGCCACGGCCAGGUUAUGACUGCUUCUGCUGUGCCGCUUCAGCAACAACAGCAGCUUCAGCAACAGCAACUUCAGCAACUUCAAGCUCAACAACUUCAGCCUCAACACCAGCACCAAUUUCAACAGCAACAACAACACCACUUCCAACAACAAAUGCAGCAGCACCAAUCACAGCUCCAGCCGCAGCUCAAAACAGAGAUGCAUGAUGCUGAUGGCAUCUCUGUCUCUGCCCAGACACCGAAUGAUAUCGCUUCUAACCAUCUGAUUGGAUCGGAACCCGGGUCGACAACCUCUCAAGAACAGCUCCAACUGGAUGCUGUGCAAAGUGGUGAUGAUGAGGAAGAAGAAGAAGAAGAUACAGAUGAACAUCCUUCCAAGCGACAAAGGUUAGACCCCCACGACCUCGGCCAAGAUUCAGCUCUCGAUGACGAAGCUGUGCUGGCGCUGGCCGCUCACAACGGCGCGGACGGCACAGAUCCGUAUCCCUCAAACUUUGGGUUCCAAGAUGGUCAGAUCUGA